AUGGAACGUUAUUUUAAUUCCCUUCCAUCUGCAGAGGACGACGACUUGGCAAUCAUAGUCGAUGGCUACGAUAUUCUCAUCCAGUUACCUCCAGAGAUCAUGGUCGAGCGAUACUUUCAGAUUGCCGAGCGUGCUGAUGCUCAGUUAGCAAACCGUUUCGGCGUCAGUGUCGACGAGCUUCACAAGCGCGGUCUUCGUCAGACCAUCUUUUUGGGACCCGACAAAAUCUGCUGGCCCAUCGACCCUCUGGCGCCUCGUUGCUGGGUUGCUCCUGAAUCACCUAUCCCGCGGUCCGCCUGGGGACCGGACAAAGGAGAUUGGGAGAUAAUAUAUUCCGAUCCUCGAUGGCUCAACUCGGGAACCAUCAUGGGGCCGAUUGGUGACUUGAGGAAAUAUAUCGCCGCCACCAUGGACGAAAUCACGGCAACGCAUGAUCCUGCGUAUGAGUUUAGAGAAUCGGAUCAAUACUAUCUCUCUAAUGUCUGGGGAAGGCAGGAAUACUGGCGUUCGAGGGUGAUGAAGGGCAAAGCCCCGGCUGGUCCACCAGGCAGGAUCACCCCGGUCAAGAAUAGUCCUUUUCAGAAGACCGAGUAUCACGUCGCCAUCGAGUACGAGUCCGCCCUGUUUCAAACCAAGGCCGGAUAUGAGCCUUAUUUUGGAUAUCUACAGUUCAACGAAUCCGAUUUGACAGCUAGAAUUACCGCUGAUAUCCUCCAGGAAGGGUCUGCGUUUGAGCCUUCUGCGAUUAAAAUGCCUGAGAACGUUGCUGCCUCGCUGAGCAAAUUGUAUGAUGCCAUCCCGGAAGCUCAUCCUGGAUCUACGUCGGCAGACUGGCUUAGCAUUGUUCAACUGGGCGUCAACUUCAUCACAAAUCAUAUCUAUGGCCUGUGGCACUGCACCGGCCCCAAAGAGUUUGUUGGGCUUGAGUAUCCCACUCUAUGGUUCUACCCCUUUGUCAAAUCCCUACUCAAGGCAGCAGUUAAAGCGUCCCAAGCUGGCGAGCCUCUGACGCAGAAACUCAUUGAUGGGCGAAAAUGGAUUCCCAAGAACUAUUACCCCGUCUCUCCUGAUUUGAAUGACGAAUUUGGCGGGGCAUGGUCAGAUUUGAAUGAUGAGUUUGUCCCUUGGAGAGAUCUUUGUCAGCCUCACAAUGAGGUGCUAUUUCAAGGGGAAGAGAAAGCGUCUGAACUACAUCUAGGGAGUCUCUAG
This is a messenger RNA of Trichoderma breve, 1209 nucleotides long. RefSeq lists its product as uncharacterized. The record is from RefSeq and is a predicted model, not a curated record. The transcript has a single exon. The coding region runs from base 1 to 1209 and encodes 402 amino acids. NCBI's taxonomy places the organism in Eukaryota, Fungi, Ascomycota, Sordariomycetes, Hypocreales, Hypocreaceae.